Messenger RNA from Daucus carota subsp. sativus, 3207 nucleotides. Its product is annotated as probable alpha,alpha-trehalose-phosphate synthase [UDP-forming] 10. Lineage: Eukaryota; Viridiplantae; Streptophyta; Magnoliopsida; Apiales; Apiaceae. The coding region runs from base 289 to 2871 and encodes 860 amino acids. Gene Ontology annotation, molecular function: trehalose-phosphatase activity. The record is from RefSeq and is a predicted model, not a curated record. The transcript has 5 exons. Gene Ontology annotation, cellular component: cytosol. Gene Ontology annotation, biological process: trehalose biosynthetic process.
UCUCUCUCUCUAACUAUAUAGUCAUAUUGGUUCUUUAUAGUUUACCCACAUUCACAUUGUCUCCCUCAUUUUUUUUCAGCAGCACCCACAUAAAAAGCUUUCAUUUUUAUCUUCUCUUCCUCAAGACUUGCCUUUUUUUUUUGCAUUUUCAGAUUGUUUCAAGGCUAUCUCUGGAAAUUGGUGAUUUUAGCUUUCUGGGGAGUUUAAGGAACAUUGGAUCUUAAUUUUCCCUGAGUAAAGACUGGUUCUAAUUCUGCUAGUUAACUACAAAAACCCUUCUUACAAAUUAUGGACUCAAGAUCACGUGUGAACUUUGCUAGUUUGGCUUCUGGGAACCUACUGGAUAUUCCUCAAAUUCCAAGCCCUAGAGCUCUUCCAAAGGUGAUGACUACUCCUGGGGUUAUACCUGAUGUAGAUGGUUGUGGAUUUAAUGAUGCAGAAUCAGAUAGCGGUACUUCUUCCAGUGAGAGAAAAAUAAUUGUAACAAAUAUGCUGCCCAUUCAUGCACAGAAGGAUUCAGAAACAAACAAAUGGGUUUUCACUAGAGACGAGGACUCGUUGUAUUUGCAGUUAACUGAUGGGUUUUCUCCAGAAACUGAAGUUAUUUAUGUGGGGUCCCUAAAAGUUGAAGUAGAUGCCAACGAACAGGAUGAAGUUGCACAACAACUGAUGGACAAUUUCAAAUGUGUGCCGACUUUUCUUCCGCAUGAUCUGCAGAAGAAAUUCUAUCAUGGUUUCUGCAAGCAACAGCUAUGGCCUCUGUUUCAUUACAUGCUUCCUAUGUCCCCAGACCACGGUGAGAGGUUCGAUCGUACGCUCUGGAAGGCCUAUGUCUCUGCAAAUAAAAUAUAUGCCGAUAAGAUUAUGGAAGUUGUGAAUCCCGAAGAUGAUUAUAUUUGGGUUCACGAUUAUCACCUGAUGGUUCUCCCUACGUUCUUGAGGAAGCACUUCAACAGAAUCAAGCUUGGAUUCUUUCUGCACAGUCCAUUCCCUUCAUCUGAGAUAUAUCGCACACUCCCUGUUAGAAAUGAGAUUUUAAGAGGACUGCUCAAUUGUGAUCUAAUUGGGUUCCAUACAUUUGAUUAUGCUCGUCACUUCCUUUCGUGCUGCAGUAGAAUGCUGGGCCUGUAUUAUGAAUCUAAAAGAGGGCACAUUGGACUUGAUUACUCUGGUCGCACUGUAUACAUCAAAAUUCUACCUGUAGGAAUCCAUUUGGGUAGACUUGAGUCUGUAUUAAGCCUUUCCUCCACACGUACCAAAUUUAAAGAAAUUCAAGAGAAAUUUAAGGGGAAAAAGGUUAUUCUUGGCGUUGAUGACAUGGACAUAUUUAAGGGCAUCAGUCUUAAAUUGUUAGCCUUUGAACAGCUCUUGCAGCAGCAUCAGGACUUGCAGGGGAAUUUAGUUCUGAUCCAGAUCGUAAAUCCUGCCAGAAGCUCAGGAAAGGAUGUCCAGGAAGUAAAACGCGAGACAUAUUCAACUGCUACUAGAAUAAAUGAAGUGUAUGGUUCUCCUGACUAUGAGCCAGUAAUUCUCAUUGAUCGUCAUGUUGCUCGUUAUGAGAAGAGUGCGUACUAUGCCAUGGCAGAAUGUUGCAUUGUGAAUGCUGUUAGGGAUGGGAUGAACCUAGUACCUUACAAGUAUAUUAUUUGUAGGAAUGGUUCUGCGGAUUUAGAUGAAGCCAAGGGUAUUGAAAAGGAUUCUCCUCGGACGAGCAUGCUUGUUGUUUCUGAAUUUAUAGGCUGCUCGCCAUCUUUAAGUGGAGCAAUCAGGGUUAAUCCAUGGGAUAUUGAUUCAGUUGCGGAGGCUAUGUAUACUGCUAUAACUAUGCCUGAUUCUGAGAGGCAAAUGAGACAUGAAAAACACUAUCGGUAUGUUAGCUCCCAUGAUGUGGCUUAUUGGGCUCGAAGCUUUCUGCAAGAUCUGGAGAGAGCUUGUAAAGAUCAUUAUAGUAAGCGCUGCUGGGGCAUUGGAUUUGGCCUAGGUUUUAGAGUGGUUUCUCUUUCCCCAAGUUUCAGAAAGUUGUCUAUUGAUUAUAUUGUCCCACCAUAUAAAAGGUCUAGUAGGAGGGCAAUAUUUUUGGACUAUGAUGGUACCGUUGUUCCUCAAUCAUCUCUUAGUAAAAGGCCCACCCCUGAAGUUGUUUAUGCUAUCAAUACUCUUUGCAAUGAUCCCAACAACACAGUAUUUAUUGUUAGUGGAAGGGGUAAAAGUUCCUUGAGUGAGUGGCUCGCUCCAUGCGAAGGGCUAGGAAUAGCUGCUGAACAUGGGUACUUCAUAAGGUGGAACAAGAUUUCAGACUGGGAACGCAGUCCCUUGGCCAUAGAUCUUGAGUGGAAGGAAAUUGUGGAACCUAUCAUGAAACUGUAUACGGAAUCAACCGAUGGCUCCUACGUAGAAACUAAAGAGAGUGCUCUGGUGUGGCAUCAUCAAGAUGCAGAUCCGGACUUUGGAUCUUGCCAAGCAAAAGAAUUGUUGGAUCAUUUGGAGAAGGUCCUUGCGAAUGAACCUGCAGUUGUUAAAAGAGGCCAGUAUAUUGUCGAAGUUAAGCCACAGGGCAUAAGCAAAGGGUUGGUUGCGGAGAAGGUUCUGUCAACUAUGGUCAGUAGUGGAAUGCCUCCAGAUUUUGUCGUGUGUGUUGGAGAUGACAAAUCAGAUGAGGAUAUGUUUGAGAGCAUCUUAAGCACAGUUUCAUCUCCAUCCAUCCCUGCUCCAGAGGUCUUUGCCUGUACUGUUGGGAGAAAGCCAAGCAAGGCCCGGUUUUAUCUUGAUGAUAGUGUUGAAGUCGUGAAGCUGCUUCAAGGCCUUGCUAAUGCGUCAAAUCCAAAGCCCAGAUCUUCACAUGUCAAAGUUUCUUUCGACAAUUUCAUCUGAGGUAGACAACUCUGAUGCUGCUUGUACAUUGUUUUGGACCUUUGGUGUAGAGAAAGUCUUUUGGGCAUCAAAUCUUAACUUAUACAACUAAUGCUCGACGGGGAUCAAAAAACCAAACUGGCAUCACGACAUCUUUGAAGCAAAUUGCAUUACUGUCUCACUGAAUAUAAAGUCUGCUGAUUCUGAAGAUAGAUACCUAGGGUUUCUGAUUGGAAGUCACCAUUUCAGUAUUUCACUGUAUAGGCACACUUUGUUUCAGUAUAGAUGUAUAAUUUGCUGUCAACAAAGACUUCUGUAUGGAACCAUUCUAAUUCUUAACCAUAUAAUUUUUUCAUA